Molecule: messenger RNA, 4650 nt
Organism: Oreochromis aureus
Lineage: Eukaryota; Metazoa; Chordata; Actinopteri; Cichliformes; Cichlidae
Product: myosin-9-like
Exons: 26
Coding region: 226-3825 (1199 amino acids)
Biological process (GO): spermatogenesis
Source: RefSeq, a predicted model, not a curated record
CGGUACAUAGCGACCAACUUGUUAAGAAAAGCCACGGCAAUUAUUUACUCAGUCUUAAAAGUCAAGUUCAUUCAAAGUGCCGGGGUCUUGUUUUUUCCAGGUUACCGUGUACUUGCCUAAACUAUAAGAUUUUACCAAACCGAGAUUAUGACUGUUUUUAGCUAGCUUUUUGCAGGUCUCCAUGCAGAUGAUUUAGGAAACAGGUGGCAGGAACUUUUUGGAGCAAUGCGUGCAGCUUGCACACAGCCAAGGAAAAGCUCAACGUUGUCGGAAACGCUUAGUCACACUUCUCACCUGUUUUCUUACUCAGGUGAAAAAGAGCUCAAAGUAGCCAAUCAGAGUCCUGAAACAGAGCUAAACAUUAUUAAAGAACUACUAAACGAGUUCAGAGGGCUUCACGAGCUGAGGUUAAGAUGCUUGGAGGAGGACACCACUAGAAGGGGAGAACUCCCACAGAAGAAAGUGGACUUCCUGCAGUCUUACGUGAAUGACCUCACAGACCACAUCCAGGUGCUUGUUCAGACCAUUGAGGAUUUGCAAAGGGGAGCUGGACAGAACCAUGAUCGUGUUUUGGCUGUGUCUGGGGUUGGGUUGAAGCCUUUGUUGCUGGAUGAGGUCACUGGACCUGUGGCUCACAUCCCUCGCAGCAGUGGUUCCGUGGACCAGAUGACGUCUGAGACGGAGGAUGUGAAAAUCCAGCUGCAAACCAAUGACACGAUCAUCUCGGAUCUGGAGAGGGAGCUCGCAGAGAAUAUACAACAAAAGCAAAAGACUGCGACGCAGGUGCUGGAAAGCAGUGAGAGGCUGGUGCACCUGCAGAGCGAGCUGUCUUGUCUGCGGCGGAUCCACGAAGACAACAUGAAGGAGAUUGCUGAGAAAGACAUCUGCAUCACCAAACUGCAAGCUAACAUUCAGCUCCUGCAACAGGAGGGGGCUGACACGCGUGCUCAGUUGGAGGCCAGCAGGAAGCAGGUGGAACGUCAGAGGAGGGAGUUAUCAGAGCUUCACCAGAAGGAGGAGACACUUUUGUGUGAGACCAAGGCCAAAAUGGUGCAUUUGAAAGACAAGCUCCGUGACGGUUUCAAGAGAAGGGCGGAGGAGAAAGAGGCGAGGAUUAAGCAACUAACUGACGAGCUGAAUGGAACGAGGCAAAAGUUACAAAUAAGUGAGGGUAUGUUAAGUGAUAUCACGGCUGCCCUGGAUCAGACCACCGCCAACCUGAAUGCACACAGACAGCAGAUCUUAGGCCAGCUGCAUCACACAAACAAAGAGGUUGAACGUCUACAGCUGGAAUUAGCUCUCGAGCGUCGCACCGGUGAAAAGAAGAUACAGAAGAGGGAGGUUAAGAUGUGUACACUGAUGAAGGAGCUCACAGAAAGUAAGGGACAACACUCAGAGUGUCAAAAAGAGUUGCUUCGAAAAGACAGGUCUUUGGAGAAGCUCCGUGAGGAGAGGGAUGAGCUGAGAGUCCUGAUGGAGGACCGAAGCAGAGAGUGCGCCCACCUCGACCGGAGCAAAGCCAAACUGGAGGCUGACUUGGCUCUGAGCCACGAGAAACUCCACACCUCACACCUUGAGGUUCGAAGUAGAGAUGAGUUAAUUCUGCAGCUCAGAGCCGAAAUGAAGACAGCUGAACAGAAGCAUCGAGGAACACAGAAGCAGGUGACAGCUCUGGAGGAAGAGGUAAGACACUUAAACUGCACGAUCAGAGCGCACAAGGAAGAGGCCUGUCAGUUAAGCGAAAAGGUCAGCGAUAUCGAGCACCUUAAAGAGCAGAAGGAGAAAGAACAACAGCAGCUACAAGAGCGGCUCCGUAUUAAGGAGCAACAGGCUGAUGCAGUUGAAAAGAAGCUGAAGAAGGAGAAGGAGGAGGUGGAACUUCUCAAUCAGCAGCUGAAAGAAUCCAAGGAUGAGCUCAAAGAGGCCAAUUUGCACAACCAGGAGCAGAAAGAAACGGCUGCGAUUUUUAAGCAGAAAUACGCCGCAGCAAUAGAGAAGGCGCGCAGGGUGCAAGAGCAUGUGGAACGUCUGGAGGAGGAACUACGAUAUUCACAGGAACAGCUAAGAGAGUCGCAGUUAGCAGCUUCUUCGCUGAAGGAAGAGCUAGCUGAGCUGGAGCGCCGGUAUCAGGAAAAGGUUGGCCAGUGGGAGAGUUCACAGGAGGCUCUUGACCAACUAACAGAUGAACUUCAGGCCAGUCACAACCUGCUAAGAGAGAGCGAACAAAAAGUGGAGCACUUCAAAAACCUGAUGAGAUCUCUUCAGGAGCAGAUGGACACACUCAAUCAGCAGAAGCUUGCUGUGGAGUGUGACCUGCAGCUCUAUCAUCGGAGCCAUUCUCAUUCUGAUGAGGAGUAUUUGAAUCUAGGAAGACUCAGACAGCAGCUGCAGAAGCGCUGUGCGGCACAGGUUGAACACCUUGCGGUGUGUGAAAACACUAUUCUUCAGAUGAAGUCAGAGCUGGAGACACAAGUCCAGGAAAAGGUGGGUCUGAAACAAAGUCUCGCUGCUUCCCAGCAAACUCACCGGAGCAAUCAAAAACAGCUGGAACAGGAAGUGAUUCGUACAAAACAGGAAGUGGCAUCCUUAGAGCUUGAACUGGCGAACACCCAAAAGGUGCAGGUGACACUCCUCAGGCAGUCAGAUGAGGCCAGACAAGAGUCUGCAAGAAAGAGCCGAGAGGUGGAUGUGGAGAGAAGAAAGGCCCAGAUGCUUCAGGAGGCGUUACACAAGGAGCAGGAGAAGCUGCAGAGUGCUAUCAGAGAGAAUGAGACCCUGAGCACUGUCAUCGGAAAGCUGAGGAAAGAGCUGGAGGAGCUGCGCAGCAGUCACCGAGUGACAGUGGAGGAGUUGGCAGCCCGUGCAGAGGAGGUGAGGCGGAUGGAGGGGUGUCUGAAUGAAGGCAAGCUAGCAGAGGAGAAAAUAAGGUCAAUGGCUGCGGGGCUGAAGAAGGAGCUGACAGAGGCUGUCCAUCACAAACUCACAGCAGAGAGAGAGAAACAGGAUGCACUGGACCAGGUGAUCACGCUCCGGUCAGAGCUGGAGGGGACGCGGUCCGACAAUGCAAAGCUUCUGCACGAGAGCCAGCUGGUCAUGACUAAUGUCAACCUUUGGAUCACUGAGCAAAAGGCUUCCAGUGAGAGCGUUAUUGCCCAGAUUAAAGCCCAAAACAAAGCUCUGCUCAUCAUCACUAAAGAGAAAGAAUGUCUUCAGGAGGAUAAUGACACACUGAAGGCGGAGGUAAAGAGACUGAAAGAAGCGGUGGAUGAGAAGGAGAAAGACAUGGAACUCUUCAAGGCCCGUCUCCGGGACUGGGGAGUACAGCAAGACAGGAAAACCAUGGAAAAGAAGGGGUGCGUUGCUCUAAACCUCAGCAAAAUCGAGGACAUGCAGACCAGACUGCAAAGCAACCUGGAGGCCAUCGGAAUGCUAAAUCAACAAUUAGGCAAUCUCAGUCAGGAGAAUAAGCGGUUGCGUAGGCAGCUGGAAGAAGAGAGGUCCAUGCAUAGACAAGUGGAGAGGAGUGGGCCCCUUCCUCCUCCCUCUACAACCGCCAUCCACCUCCCACUCUCUCUCAGUGUCAGCCCUCCUAUCUGUGCCUCCCUUCCCUCAUCCCUUGGCCUGCCUCGUCUUCUGAGCAUAGUCCCAGUGACAGGGGACACUAAUGGGACUCAAACCAAGCCGAGUACAGUCGGAGUAGAGAGACCAGGUGAGUCCAAGGCUUCGGAUAAAGCGUCCUUGAUUAGGCCGUCUUCCAAGUGCGCUUUCUCCGCCUCUGUGGAAGAUGCCGGGUCUAAGGGGACAAGCAGGAAUCUGGCAAAAUGAAGCCCCCUGAAGACUUUGACCUGCCAUGGCUUUUUGACCUUCAGCUUCUCACUGGGGAGCAUACCCAGGAUGAGGUUAAUGUCCUGCAGGUCAAAGUCAAGUCCCACAGUUCUUUGUGCCUAAGGGGGUGCUCAGAAACAGAAAAUGAUGGAAUUUCUUCAGCCAUAUUUAUAUGGGUACUGCUGUUCCAUGCAACGAUUUAUGCCAAGAAAACGUUCACACUGACAGAUUACUUAGAUAGACUUAAAAUUAUGAUAACUGACUGUGUCCUCAAAAAUGUUUCAGUGCUUCAAGCAAUUACAUCUUCAAUUAAUAAUAUUAUUCUGCAGCAAAACUGCAGCAGCAAGCACAAAGUUUCAAAUGCACUUAUUUGAAAAUUCCCAACAGUUCACUUGAGCUAUAACCAGAUUUUUGCACCUUAAAUGCACAAAUGAACUAAUCAAAACAAGAGAUUUAAUGUAGAUAGAGUUAAACAGUAGAUCUGAAGAUGAGUCCCGCUUGGAUAAAUGAGAAACAGCACAUGAUCCAUCCACAGGCGUGGUUCAGACGUUGAUGUAAAUGGCAGUAACGCAGCCUCUGAUUAUGCUCCAGCUGUGCACCAUGUGUCCCGCGUCUGCUGCGGUGAAUGUGGCCAUGCGCCUCUAUGUUUGAGUACAUUAUGUGUCUGUGUACUUCUGUCUCUCUUUGAGCGACUGUGGGCGAGCGCGUGAUUGAGUGUAUUAGCUGUCUGAUAUUAUGUUUUAUAUUUUCAAAACUGUUUAUUGAUUUUUUUUCUAUGCCCCGUAUUGUGACGGUAGCAAAAUAAAAACACAUAUUUGCACGCGG